AAUACAAAUAUGGUCAUGAGUGGUCUUUCAACGGUUGAGGAAAUACAAAUAUGGUCAUGGUGAAUGGCACUACAACGGACGCGGAAAUACAAAUAUGGUUAUAAGCUAAUUUAUUUCAUGGUUUCCUGCUGGAUUGAUUAAGUCAUGAUGGCUAACGCAGAACAUGCGGAGUUGAAGUCUUCACUAUCCGAAGAAAAUGAUGCAUCCCAGACUCUGACAGAAUCAGAAACGAACACACAGAGUCUUGAAGCCAAUGCAAUGUCGCCCUCGUUCGGCGAUGAGAGGUGUCUCUCAGUUGAAAGUGCAGAAGGCAUAGAAACUCAGGAGAAGAGAAUAAUGGAUGAAAAAAUCUCUCCCAUUGAAAGGCAACUUGAAUACUUGCUGAACAAGGCGGAUGAGUUUCAAAAACAGCUUUUAUGGAGUCGAGAGUGCCUCCAGAAUUAUGGGUUUGCCCAUAUUGUCCCCAUGUUUUUGCAAACUUGUCAGCCGUACUUCACUUACCUGGAGUCCACAGCCAGAAACUCCAACCCCUUCCGUCCACCUCUGUCCACAUAUAUACGUGCACAACUUUUGCAGUUUUCUCAGCAACUGUGUUCUCGUCUGGAACAGCUGGUGUUGCUGUACGCCUCCUUCAGUUUCUUCUCACUCGAGGAAUCCGAUCCACUGAGUAUCUCUCACUUCUAUAUUGGCCAGUGUCAAAUAGACAACAUGAAGCUGUCAAUCUUCCGGUAUUGUUGCCCUACUCCCUUUCUUGCAUCAGCCAGUACAAGCCUAUACAAACGUAUGCGCUGGAAUGUGGAGCGACAGAUAGAGGGAGAAGGAGAAGGACAGACAUAUGACAGUGCAGAGUUUUACUUCCUGUGCUGUGAGGAUGUCAUUGAGGCAGCAGAUGAUAAGGAUGGAGACGGAAGGUGCGAGGGAGAAAAUACAGAAACUGAGAGAGAGAGUAGAGUAGAGAGGAUUUGGUCUAUUGGCCGGUGGAUUCAGACAUACCCUGAUCCAGACACAGAGGACAUCACUGAUUGGGUGCUGUGUUCAGUUCCUUGUGGUCAGUACAAGCAGCUGUUGUGUCUGGGAAGUGAGGAGCCUUCUUCCUGCACCGCCACAGACUGCCUGCUGGGGGUGCUGCUGUCCCAGGAAACAGAUGGUACAUUUGGCAUGAAAAUAUGAGCUGGUGCUCACUUAGGGC
This is a messenger RNA of Cyprinus carpio (common carp), 1189 nucleotides long. RefSeq names its product UPF0575 protein C19orf67 homolog. NCBI's taxonomy places the organism in Eukaryota, Metazoa, Chordata, Actinopteri, Cypriniformes, Cyprinidae. The record is from RefSeq and is a predicted model, not a curated record. The transcript has 8 exons. The coding region runs from base 145 to 1170 and encodes 341 amino acids.